Molecule: messenger RNA, 438 nt
Organism: Guillardia theta CCMP2712
Lineage: Eukaryota; Cryptophyceae; Pyrenomonadales; Geminigeraceae
Exons: 5
Coding region: 1-438 (145 amino acids)
Biological process (GO): cell surface receptor signaling pathway
Source: RefSeq, a predicted model, not a curated record
AUGGAAGCGCUCCUCAAGACUCUCAAGAGCGCGCUGGCGUUCAUCGAGGUCUUCGAUGGUCGGGGUUGGUUCAUGCGCGCCCUCAAGUCUUCCUCCGACAAGUCGGCCCUCGAGAGCUUCCACCACGCCAUCACAGCUCACUGCACGGACAUGUCGCUCAGCUUGCAAGUGGCUGCGGACGAGCAUCUGAUCCUCAACGAGGUCGUCGAGAGGAUUUCUUGGCUGCAAACCCUGCAGAGGAAGAUGCUGGAGACGCAGAGCCAGACAGGGAAGGUUGUCGUCGACGCCUCCCGCAAGGUCGAGGAUAGCGAUCUCAUGACCAAGCUCGAGACCAUCGCAGCUCAGCAGGCGGCACAGGAGGAGCUUCUCCAGCGUUUGCUAGGUCAGGUUCCGGACGUACAAGGCGGUGACUCGACCCAAGAUCUUGCGGCUGCUUAG